AUGGCUCAGAAACUCAUCGUUGUGGUUGGAGCAACAGGCGGCCAAGGUGGCUCCGUGGUCUCAUCGUUUCUCAAAGAUGGAAACUGGAGAGUACGUGGACUGACUCGUAACCCUGAUAGUGAGAGAGCAAAGGCUCUCUCGGCGAAGGGCGUUGAGAUGGUCAAGGGUGACCUCGGAGAUCUGGCCAGCCUUGAAAAAGCUUUCUUGGGUGCCAAUGUGAUCUUCGCCAUCACGGAUUACUACGAGAAUUUCUGGACUAAGGGAUGGGAAAAGUCAAUGGACAUCGAGUACACACAAGGCACCAAUAUGGCCAAGGCAGCAUCGAAGGUGCCCACUUUAGAGCACUACCUGUGGAGUACUCUUCCGCACAGCACUCGCGUCAGUGAGGGCAAAGCUAUUGUGCCCCAUUUCGAGGCAAAGGGCCGAGUGGACGAGUUUAUCAAGGAAGACGAGCACCUCUUGUCACUCACGACCUUUUGCUUCUUCACAACAUUCGUGAUUAACCUCACCGACUAUGAGGUGUUUAAGCCCAUUUACCUGCAUGCGGCCAAAAAGUGGGUGCAAAUUUACCCAGCUGAUCCCUCAGCUAUGUACCCGUCUCUAGGCGAUCAUCGUAUCAAUUCGGGAAUAUUCGUUCACGGGCUUGUCCAUAACAAGCCCCCGGGAGGCACUCACGUGAGGUGCAAUGUGGAAGAUCUUACUUUGGAAUCUUACUUAGCCAUGUGGGGUAGGGCGAGUGGCAUUGCGCCAAAUCCAGGCUCCACGCAGAUCAUCCAGGUAUCCCCUGAGACAUACAUCGAGUUAUUUGGGCAUAUGGGAGAGGAACAGGCGCGCCAAUGGGAGUUCACUCGUAUCAUCAAGGAGAGCGGCGCUAUGAAUAAGUACGGGUCACUGGUCAAAGAGGCUCAGGAGUAUAUGACUAAAGAGGCCAUCGCUUCCUUGGUGGGCCCUGAAGAAUCGCUGCAAAAGAUCGACUGGAAGGCUUAUGGUUACGAGUGA
Molecule: messenger RNA, 999 nt
Organism: Penicillium verhagenii
Lineage: Eukaryota; Fungi; Ascomycota; Eurotiomycetes; Eurotiales; Aspergillaceae
Exons: 2
Coding region: 1-999 (332 amino acids)
Source: RefSeq, a predicted model, not a curated record